Molecule: messenger RNA, 522 nt
Organism: Penicillium antarcticum
Lineage: Eukaryota; Fungi; Ascomycota; Eurotiomycetes; Eurotiales; Aspergillaceae
Exons: 2
Coding region: 1-522 (173 amino acids)
Source: RefSeq, a predicted model, not a curated record
AUGGAUGAGAUGCUUCAGUUUGCCGUGAAUUAUAUAUGCGGGAGAAAUGGACCUAGAUCGACAAACUGGACCGACCAGGACACCUACCUUGCACAUGCGUACUUCACUCAUUUCAAAAAUGAGGGUCAGUACAAAGUGAGCUGGACCCUGACCUGGCAGAGUUACGACGUGGACGCCUUUGAAAAGAAAUUCGACACCUCUAAGAUGAUCAGCAAUAUGACCACUUGGGCAACCUAUUUUACCACUCAGAGUUCCGCCCCUACGGUGGAUGUCGUUGCUACUACAGCAAGCAACGGCAAGACUUGCCCCGAGGACUACGGCGUGGUACCCAACGUUACCGACGAAACAAUGAAUGUUCCCUGGAACGUGAGGUGGUCUGGCCGUGACUACACGAAUAACACAUGCGCGGUGGUGGCAAACUCUACUCCGACUCUCACGUCCAGCCCUAUCAGGUCCAUAUUGACAACACCACUGUCGCAAGCAUGGAGGCCUCUUACUCAGCCAGAUUAUGCGGUGGUUUAA